This is a messenger RNA of Hydractinia symbiolongicarpus, 690 nucleotides long. RefSeq lists its product as uncharacterized. Lineage: Eukaryota; Metazoa; Cnidaria; Hydrozoa; Anthoathecata; Hydractiniidae. Gene Ontology annotation, biological process: DNA recombination; DNA integration. Gene Ontology annotation, molecular function: DNA binding. The record is from RefSeq and is a predicted model, not a curated record. Bases 1 to 690 code for a protein of 229 amino acids. The transcript has a single exon.
AUGCUAAAAUAUGCAAAAUGCUUUUGGAAGGGGCAAAGAAUUUGCAGAAAGGAUUUGAAGAAAAAACUCCCCAUCACCGCUUCAAUUUUAAACAAGAUAUACGACAGUUUAAAUGGCGAUAAAUGUUCACUACUUCAACUCAGAACCAUUUCAAUGUUAAUUUUGGGGUUUGCAGAUUUUAUGCGAUAUAGUGAAACAUCUGACUUAAAAAGGUGCGAUUUUAUAUUUAGAGAUACACAUUUGGAGGUUUUUUUAGAGAAAAGCAAAACUGAUAUUUAUCGCGAUGGGCAUUGGUUAUUCUUGUCUAAGCUGGAUUUCAGGUUAUGCCCCAUCAAACUAAUGCGGAGAAACUUCGACAAGGCACAAAUUGGAGAUGACACCGACGAGUAUAUAUUCCGGUCAGUCACGUAUUUUAAAACCGUUAAUCGCCAUUCCCUGAGAAGAAGAAACGUGCCUUUGUCUUACAGUACCGCCCGAGAUAUCGUUUUGUCUGUCAUAAAAGAAGUUGGACUUGAUCCACAAAACUUUGGAUUACAACGUUCUGGAGGAGCGACGGCUGCGGCCAACUUUGGAGUUCCAGAUCGAUUGUUUAAAAAACACGGCAGAUGGAAAUCUGACAGAGCGAAAGACGGAUAUAUUCAGGACAGUGUAAAAUUAUUGUUGUCCAUGUCUUCAAACCUUGAUCUCUAA